This is a messenger RNA of Ananas comosus (pineapple), 2170 nucleotides long. Its product is annotated as protein LAZ1-like. Bases 212 to 1648 code for a protein of 478 amino acids. Gene Ontology annotation, biological process: transport. The transcript is spliced from 10 exons. The record is from RefSeq and is a predicted model, not a curated record. Gene Ontology annotation, molecular function: transporter activity. NCBI's taxonomy places the organism in Eukaryota, Viridiplantae, Streptophyta, Magnoliopsida, Poales, Bromeliaceae.
UAUAAGAGUAAAGAUAAAGAUGAAAAAAAAACGACCUCGCAUUUCUCCCUCGUCCCCGACAAUUUAAUCCAGCGAUCGCCCCACCACAGCCCUAGAGGUGUGCGAUUGUCGAUAGGUGUGCGAAAGCUGAAGCUGCUUUACGCAAAUGAUUUUGAUUUUGGGUUUGCAUCGAUUGUUUGGAUGAGAAUGCGUGGAAGGAUAUUUAGGCACCAUGAAGAUAGAAUUGGGUUAUCCUUAUCAAGUGUUGUCGUCGUAUCCGGCCCCUCUGUGGGCCACGGCGAUAGCGGGCUUUUUCGUGCUCCUCUCUCUUUCCCUUUCGAUGUAUCUGAUAUUCGAGCACCUUUCGGCGUACAAGAAUCCUGAGGAGCAGAAGUUUCUUCUUGGUGUCAUAUUGAUGGUCCCUUGUUAUGCAAUUGAGUCGUAUGUAUCAUUGGUGAAUCCGUCACUUAGUGUCGACUGUGGAAUCUUGCGUGACUGCUACGAAGCCCUUGCAAUGUAUUGCUUUGGAAGAUACCUUACUGCUUGCUUAGGUGGGGAGCAAAGAACAAUCGAGUUUUUGGAGAGGGAGGGUGGUUCUGAUUCUAAAGCUUCUCUUUUAGAGAAUCCUUCUGAAAAAGGAAUCGUACAUCAUCAUUUUCCUCUGAAUUACAUUUUGAAACCAUGGAGAUUAGGCAAAGAGUUUUACCAGAUUAUUAAACUUGGAAUCUUCCAAUAUAUGAUAAUAAAGACACUUACAGCUAUUCUCUCAGUUUUUCUUGAAGCUUUUGGGGUAUAUUGUGAUGGAGAGUUCAAAUGGGGAUGUGGAUAUCCUUACAUGACAGUAGUUCUCAAUUUCAGUGCAUAUUGGGCCUUGUACUGUUUAGUCCAUUUCUACACUGCUACCAAGGAUGAGCUUGCACACAUAAAACCGCUGGCGAAGUUUUUGACGUUCAAGUCAAUUGUCUUUUUAACUUGGUGGCAGGGUGUGAUAAUUGCACUACUGUAUACUAUGGGCCUGUUAAGAAGUGCCAUUGCUCAACAGUUAAAAUCAAGUAUUCAAGACUUCAUCAUAUGUAUAGAGAUGGGUGUCGCUUCAAUUGUUCACCUCUAUGUGUUCCCUGCGAAGCCGUACGAACUGAUGAGUAAUCGUUUCCCUGGAAAUAUUUCAGUACUUGGAGACUAUGCAUCUAUUGAUUGCCCAGUAGACCCUGAUGAGGUAUGGGAAAGCUCACGUCCUACUAAACUGAGACUUCCCCAGCCUGAUAAUGAUGCGAGUGGUACAAGCAUAAGAGAGAGUGUUCGAGAUGUCGUCCUUGGUGGUGGAAAAUAUGUGAUAAAGGAUUUGAAGUUUACUGUCAACCAAGCAGUAGAGCCCAUGGAGAAGGGUUUCAUUCGAUUCAAUGAGAAGCUUCACAAGAUCUCCCAGAAGGUGAAAAAGCACGACAAGGAUAGGAGAAGCAAGGAUGACAGUUGCAUCACUGCACCGCCGCCAGUACGUGGAAUUGAUGACCCACUUCUGAGUGGGAGCGCAAGUGACAGUGGGGUUGCUAGGGGAAGGAGACACCGGAGAGUAAUAGGCUCGGUUGACGAGGAAAGUUGGGAAGAUCGGAUCGAACAGGUUCAUGGUGAUUAUGAAAUUCGGGGACGCAGAUGGAUUAUGAGGGAUUAGUGAUUCAUUCGUGGAUUAUUAGCUCGAGAGUUUUACAUGUCAUUUGCCAAGAAGAGACUACAUCUAUUUGAAAGCGACUUGAUAGAUCUUAUAAUAAAUCUGGAUUGUAGGCUUCCAAGUUCCAGCUCAAUGCGUACACACACAUCACUCUAGAAGUGGGGCUCGAACUCCAAACCCAUAGAUUGGAAAGAAGAAGCUAACCAACAAGGCUACAGGUUAGUGUUUCCACUCGUUUCUUUUAUUUAUUUUCGUUCAUAAAACUUAAAAAGAUCAAAUUCUUUCUAUCCUGCAUCAUAUAAAUCAAUCCAUGUGUUUUAUGUCAUUUCUUGAAAACCAGACUCUUUGGCAUGCAGUCCUAGAUAUUUUGAGAAACAUUGGUUUUUUUUUUUUUUUGAGAGAGAGAAAGAUAGCAUAUUAUUGGUUUUGUUUAUUUUUUAAAAAAAAGAAAAACUGAGCUGAAAAUGUGAAGUAAUUAGACUUCGAAUUUGAAAUCUAAGAUAUCAACCACUAAACCUUUUGACA